CUCUGGUCGCAUUCGUCAUGAAUAGGCCCAGAUAAAAGUCACGAUGAAUUCAACCAUGGAGGUUCAACAUGCUCUAGGCGGCCAGACAGUAUUGUGGUUCCAGCUUACAUUGUGUGUGAAUUAUGGAGUCAUGCCUGAAAUGCCGGUGAACUUUGCCAACUACUCACACUCCUAUAGGCCAACUCCCCACAGAUAUGCUCACCGCAAGGAUGGUAGAUAAAGCUGUAGGAAUUCUUCAUGGGGGUGGCAUACGUGUAAUCAUAAUGAGACAUUUUUGCUAUGGAACCCCCGACUGAGACAGUGCCAGUGAGUCUACAGUUGGCUUUAGUUCAGGAGACUUGCAUGCCACCGAUGUUGUAAGUCAACAUGCUGUGGCAAUGCAUUCUUGAAGGGAAGUGCAAUCACAACUGUUUGGAGAACUGUGUGCAAGGUGCUUCAGAUUUUGUAACAAGAUAGGCUGUGCAACAGUGAUUAAAAAUCACACACCAGCAUUUGCCAUAAAAAUGGCUCCCCGUCAGAGACAAGCCAUUAAGAAACAGCAGCAGAGAGGGGCAGCGGCCAAACUGCACCGUCCACCAUAUGGGACUGUUCCCAGCCACUCCCCUCAGAACCCUCCCAAGGAUUCCAGUUGGUCGCCGGUGCCGUUUCCUGGAGUCAGCAUUUGCUUGUAUGGCGCAGUCUUCUCUGUGGCUUUGCUGUGUUAUGCCAACACACUCAACCAUAAUUUGGUCCACGACGAUAUUUUUGCCAUCCAGAACAAUCGCGACGUUCGAGGGGAUACGCCACUUCGGAAUCUUCUGGUGGAUGAUUUUUGGGGCAAACCGAUGACGGACAACAGUAGCCACAAAUCAUACAGACCACUCUGUGUUAUUACGUUCAGAUUGAACUACAUAAUCCACGGGCUGCAUCCCUUUGGAUACCAUUUGGUUAACACUGUUCUUCAUGCCACUGUCAGCGUCCUCUUCACCUACAUAUGUCAGAUGGUGGUGUUUGCCGAGAUUACACCCACUGCUGUGACCGCAGUCUUGUUUGCCACGCACCCCAUACACACUGAAGCAGUUGCAGGGGUGGUUGGUCGUGCAGAGUUGAUGGCUUGUCUGUUCUUUUUGCUGUCUUUUCUUGCCUAUGAAAGGAGUAUCAAACAGGGGAAAUCAGGCUUCGCAGUUACUGAACGGCCAGGUAGUCUGGUACUCAGUCUCUCGCUUGCAGCUUGUGCACUUCUGAGCAAGGAGCAUGGUGCCACUGUACUAGGAGUAUCUCUUACUUAUGAUGUCCUAGUCACAUCAAGACCAGUGAUUUACAGGGUACUGAUAACAAGACGCUUUGGGAGGGGCUGCAUGCCAUUGUUUAAACGGUGUGCUGUUAUUGUUGCAACAGUGAGUGUUCUUCUGGUGUUGAGGGUCUGGAUGCUGCAGGGUCACUUGCCUCAUUUUUCGGAACAGGACAAUCCUACAUCCUUUGCGCCACACCUCAUGACAAGGUUUCUGUCUUAUAGCUACCUGAUUUUCUUCAAUAUCUGGUUGCUGCUGUGCCCUUCUACCCUUUCCUAUGAUUGGCAGAUGAACAGCAUCCCAUUGGUGGAGUCACUGUGGGAUGUGCGUAACCUGGCAACCAUUAUAAUAUUUGUCAUCUUUGGGCUACUGGCUGUGAGCUGUCUUGUAGUUACAGAGGACCAGGAGAGGCGAGUCUUAGUCCUAGGGAUGUCAUUCCUUGCAAUACCAUUCCUCCCUGCUUCUAAUCUCUUCAUCAGGGUCGGCUUUGUGGUGGCUGAAAGAAUUCUUUACAUACCAAGUAUGGGCUAUUGCAUCCUGUUUGCUCAUGCUCUCAGUAAGCUGCGAGGGCUGAUUGGUAAGCACGGAAGCACCACCCUAAGACUUCUUGUCACUGUGAUCACACUGUUGUACAUCAGCAAAACUGUCAGCAGGAAUCAGGUCUGGAAGUCAAGGGAAUCCCUGUUCAGAUCUGGCCUGGAGACCUUACCACACAAUGCCAAGAUGCACUACAACUAUGCUAACUUCCUUAUGGACAGUGGGCAGAAGCAAGAGGCCAUAAACCAUUACAGAACAUCCCUCAGACUGUGGCCAGACCAUGCCAGUGCUAACAACAACCUGGGCACCCUGCUGAAGGACGAUCCCCAACAGGCGGAGGCCCACUACCGCCGAGCGAUUCUCAUCAAUCCAAACCACGUCAGGGCACACUUCAAUCUUGCCAGUCAUCUCAGCAAGUAUGGCCAUCAUGGAGAUGCCGAGGUGCUGUUUCGCCGUGCCAUCCAAUUGGACCCCGAGUUCGCUGACGUCCACACCAACCUUGCCUCGCUGCUAGAAGGCAAAGGUCAACUCCUGGAAGCUGAACAAUUCUACCUGAAUGCCAUCACUUUAGAGCCAAAGAAUGGAGACUUCUGCAAUAACUACGGAGCCUUCCUGACUAAUUCAGGUCGCUACGAGGAUGCACGUAUACAGUAUGAAGAAUGCUUGCAUCUUCAGCCGAACCAUACCGUAACCAUUGGUAACCUUGCCCGCCUCAUGAGGAGGCUGGGCCAGACGAGUCAAGCUGAACAGCUCUUUUUAAGGGCACUGUCAUUGGAGCGACGAGCUGGCUUGCUGGAAAGCUUAGGGGCUUUGUAUUUCAACACUGACAGGCCAGAGAAGGCUGAGGAAGCAUACAGGGAAGCAAUACGGCUCAAUCCUCAGAGUGCUGAGUCAAGAACACAUUACGGCCAAGUCCUGGCGACACUGGGCAAAGUGAAGGAAGCUAUCCGAGAGCUCCACGUGGCUCUGGAGUUGGAUGCAGACUUUGCAGAGGCCCAUCGUCAGCUGGCAAGUGUCUAUGUACUUGCUGGAAAACACAGUGAGGGCUUGAAACAUGCUACAGUCGCUCUACAAUUGGAUCCUAAUGCUGAGGAUGUCAGAAAGGCCAGCCUACUGUUUGACAUCGGUAACUGCCUUAAGGAACUGGCCAGAGAUCAGGAGGCUAUCCAGAGUUACCAGGAAGCAGUGAAACUGAACCCUCGUCUUAGCUCCGCCCACUUGAACUUGGGAGCCAUGCUACACCUCAAGGGGGACUUCGCCCAGGCAAGGAGGCAGUACCAGGAAGCUUUGAAGCUGGAUCCAGAUAACCGCACCCUACAACAGAAUAUAGCCAAACUCGACAGAGCUGAAAAAAGACUCAAGAAAAAAGGUACUGUAAACUGAAACAAAAGCAGUUGCUAGGAACGGCAAUUAAAGCGGCAAUAGAUUUAUAAGCAAUACAAAACUCAUGGCAAAAAUGAGUUCCGUGAUUUUUGUGUGUUCGGAGUUUACACUGCUUGGUAGCUUUGCCAAAAAACGUGUCAAAUAAUUGAGUAGAUUUCCAACAUGUUUUUCACUGACAUGGCUGAGCUGGAAAUAGCAGUCAUUACGUGUGGUUUGUCACACUUUUUCCUUGCCAUUCCAAGAGCUUCUCUUGGCAGAUCCUAUACAGCACCAACGGGGGAAAUGGCCUCCCAAGAAAAAGCAAUUUUUUAAACAAUGCAUUAUAAUGGUAGGUUAUUUGCAGGGACUAUUUCAUUUCUCCUUCAAGUAAGCAUGCAGAAAUGCCCCAGGACAAUAAAAGGUCUAAAUUGAAGAAAUUCCCAAAACCUCCCCCCACAGAAAUAUGGUUCUUGAUCUGCCCUCGAGUAGUUCAUGAGAUUGACAUUCUGAGCAGUUUCAAAGGACCCUUCAUGAAUGUCUGCAGUCUGUUAUUUUUCCUUGCUACACACAUGUGCAGGUGCUCCUGUGUACAGUCAGACCUCGUUAAUACAAGAUUCUGUUCAUAACAAGGAAAUUUUAGGUCCCCAUCCAUUUGUUCUUAGUUGUUUUCAUUCCAGAUAAUACAAGGUUUCUGUUAUAACAACGUAAUUUGCCAAGUCUGAAAAACCUGUUGUUGAAGAGAUUCGACUGUAAAUUUUAAUGCAAAUAUUCUGUCACCCGUAGAGGUUGCACUACACAGUAACAGCUCAGUACUUCCUGAAAAUUGAUUUUCAAUUGUCUUCUCACCGUUGUAAGCAUUUUAUACCAUUCCACUUUAACUCUACUUAUAUUAUUUUGCAUCAUCUUUAUCAGUGUGCCAGCAGAUAUUUAUUAUUUAUUCUAAACUUAGCAAUGGAUUGAUUUUAUAUGUGAUUUUUAGUUCCAAAGCCAUAAAGAUGUUUCCAUUGAAAAAUUCUUGCCAUGAUUUUAACUAUUAAUUGUAUCUACUCAAAUCAAAUGUGCAUUCAGUUGGAUACUUGUCAAUUUUAAAUGAUUCAAGAGACAAGUACUAUUCAGUGUCAGGCAGAUCUGAUCGCUGGAAUCUUUUUCCCCCAAAGCCUCCAAUCAUUGAACAUCACAUUGAAUAUUUCAGUUAAAAUGAUCUUUCUACAUUGAGCUCUUUUCUUUGACAGGGAACAAGGCUGAGAUCGUCCUAUGUACCAUGUAAUGGAAUGUACGUGUCCUUAACCCUAAAAAGAGCUGACAGUUUCUACCCCUCCGCCUUUAACAAUUUACCNCGAUAUUGCUACAGUGCUUUUUUUCAGGAGCUGAGCCCUUACAACUUACUGGAGUAACUCCUUGCAGAUAUUUUGACACCAAUUUGUGCAAAAUCAAACAUGGAGCUUUUGCGCUGCACCCAUUUUUCUGAGACAGGUCAGCCAAACAUUUAUACUUCACCUUGCAGUGCAAUUGAACUUCAAAUAACCAUAACAAUAUUAUAUCUGACUGAGAUCAAACUUUAGUCAUAUGAUGAUAAAGAAAUUCUUCAUGUGCAUGCAAAGGUUUUUUAAAAAUUUGAACGCGGCAAAGCUGUUUUUUGGGGGGGAUCCUUCCGGCUUUGAGCUGGGCCAAAAUAACCCACAUGUACAGGUAGCUCUCCAAGGAUUAAUCCACAAGAACAAGUUGAAGUUUUUUAUAUUGAUAAAUUUAGGAUGAUUCUCUCUUGAAAAUGAGUAACCUAAACCAAGAAUUUUGUGGUACAUGUACCACAUGGCAAUGUAACAUUUGCUGCGUGCUCCAGCACAGCUUGCAGUCGUCACCAUGCCAUAAAUAUGCAGUGUAUGCACUUUUUGGGGACUGCACAUCAACUUUUUUUAAUUUCUGAAAGUCAAGAUUGAUGUACAGUGAACUCCGACUAAGUCGGCAUCGCGUAACCCGUCACAUCGUUCAAGUCAGCCGUUUGACAAAAGUCCUGAUCGUCUGUAAUGCAUUUCCAUUAAAAGUUUCAUUUCUAAGUCGGCAUUUAUAGGUCGUCAUUUCGUAUACAUGUAUGUCGGCAUGUCGGUCCCUUUUCCACAAAGCCACGAAAUAUCCUUUGCAUAAGUUGGCAUUAAAAAAAAUUGUGCUUUGGUAUCGGUUUCCUUCGCCGUGGUUGCCAAGAUGUGUCAAGUGACAAGUCCUGUGCGCGCGCGGCCAGCAUGAGUACAUCAAUACCAGUAACCCCUCUAGAGCUACACGCACGCGCUGUCCAUUCUGGGGGUCGCCUUAUUGAACGUAGUCUGGUUCCCUGCCCAAAGAUUCCCGGAGGACCUUUGAUUAUGUUUUGUCGGGUAGUCAGAAUCAUCGGGUCCGGUAUCCAGACUAUAUUGAACAAACUUAACCAGUGCACGUGUGUGGUGGAUGAGUGUAUGUUUUCUAUGCCGUAACUGUAUCAUGUACAUGUACAGUACAUGUAUGUAUGUACUGCACUGUU
Acanthaster planci (crown-of-thorns starfish) is the source of this 5682-nucleotide messenger RNA. It is a transcript of the gene tmtc1, whose product is annotated as transmembrane O-mannosyltransferase targeting cadherins 1. Gene Ontology annotation, molecular function: protein binding. The record is from RefSeq and is a predicted model, not a curated record. NCBI's taxonomy places the organism in Eukaryota, Metazoa, Echinodermata, Asteroidea, Valvatida, Acanthasteridae.